AUGACGUCGGUGCUGCGAGAGACGGCGGCGCACGCGGCCAAGGCCAAGAAGCCGCUCUCGGACCUCAACCAGAUCCGCCAAGCGAUCAAGGGGCUGCAAAAGGACGCGGCCGAGCAGCUCCAGCUCGAGAUGGAGUCGCAAGCGACCUUUGCGUACUUGAGCUCCCAGCUGCACGCGCUCAAGCAGGCCUUUGAGACGCUCUCGGACGUGCUUCUCGCCGAGGUUGACGGCGUGCGCAAGAACACGAGCAAGCGCCUCGAGCAGCUCGAGAACCAAGUCGACAAGCAAAAGGAGCUCACACUCGCGGCCCAGCGCGAGCUCGAGCAGGCCAAGCGUGCGUGGGACGUCUGGAGCUUGAAAGAGCGGGACUGGGCCAAGGACAACGAGAUUCUAAAGGCGAGCCACAGCCACAACAUUGAGUGGAUGCAAGCGCUUCAGCGCGACGUCAUGGAGACAAAGGACCGCGUGCACGAGCUCCGACACGACCACGCGACGCGAGCCAAGCACAUGGCCGACGAAGCCUCGGACCUGCGGAUUCUGUGGCAAAAGCAGGUCGAGAGUCUCCAGGCGCAGCUCGCGGGCUUUGAAGCCAGCGACUCGACGACCUGGCCAUGA
Messenger RNA from Saprolegnia parasitica CBS 223.65, 615 nucleotides. RefSeq lists its product as hypothetical. The record is from RefSeq and is a predicted model, not a curated record. The transcript is spliced from 6 exons. Lineage: Eukaryota; Oomycota; Saprolegniomycetes; Saprolegniales; Saprolegniaceae. The coding region runs from base 1 to 615 and encodes 204 amino acids.